Molecule: messenger RNA, 495 nt
Organism: Cladophialophora bantiana CBS 173.52
Lineage: Eukaryota; Fungi; Ascomycota; Eurotiomycetes; Chaetothyriales; Herpotrichiellaceae
Exons: 1
Coding region: 1-495 (164 amino acids)
Source: RefSeq, a predicted model, not a curated record
AUGCCUUCGGAAGCUCAGGAGCUAUCGGCAGACAACCUGGCGGCACUGGAGACAGCAUCGGCUCAACACAUCGACGGCUCAUUUAUCAAGUCUGUGAAGCACUCUCGGCGAUCCCCCAUUCACCAGAUCACCAGCAGUGGAACGAUGGAUGCCUGGCUUAAUUUCAGCGUUAUGCCUGCUCACGAACCUCAGCCUCAGUCAUCCAUCUCUGAUGCUUUGGAAGCCGUGGCCCAGCAGACCCGCCAAGAACGGAAGGACAUUGAAGUACUGAAGCGAGUGCAUUUCGUCAGCAAAGUCCCCGAGUCACAACCACUGAAAGAUACAGUGAAGGAAUACCAGGACAUGCCACUGGACGCCCAGAUCUUCUUGCGGAAAGUAGUCGACCGAUUUCCCCAGAUACCUCCUUUUUUGGCGAAGCGCUUUGCUAAUGCCAACGUCGGGAGGCUGGAUGGGCUACGUGUGCGCCCAGCAAACGAAAAGCUCAGAGUAGGUUGA